Messenger RNA from Clupea harengus (Atlantic herring), 8076 nucleotides. It is a transcript of the gene tjap1, whose product is annotated as tight junction associated protein 1 (peripheral). The transcript has 11 exons. Gene Ontology annotation, biological process: Golgi organization. Gene Ontology annotation, cellular component: trans-Golgi network. Lineage: Eukaryota; Metazoa; Chordata; Actinopteri; Clupeiformes; Clupeidae. The record is from RefSeq and is a predicted model, not a curated record. The coding region runs from base 659 to 3004 and encodes 781 amino acids.
GCGCAGUACGUGGGGAUUCCUAGGAUUACCCGGCGUGCCCCGCGGGAAAGAUGGCGGUCGAGAAGGAGAGAAGGAGAUAAACUUUAUCUAGCAACAGAAACACCUAAAUUAUUAUCAGAAACAGACAACGACAGUCUUUUAUAUCUGUUUAGUGUUUUCUCUGGUGACCCAGCGUCUUCACACCUGCGCGUGACUCUCUAGCUCAUAACGGGCCGAAAGCACAAAUCAGUGGUGCUUCGCUAGCAAGAGCUAGCCAGGAAGGGAACUGCGGUGUGUGUGUGGUCAAGAGGAAAAUUAGAGGAUAAAGUUUAUUACCACGGACUGAAAGUGGGAGCUGUUUUGGAAGCACAAAAGGUUAUUACACAAGUUUGAGGACAAGAAAGCUUGCCGGCGUCUUUGGUCUCGCAUGCCCUGAGUGGAGGAGAGAAGAGAAGAGGAGGAGGGCGAGGAAGAGGCCGCGGAGAGGGACGCCUACAGGAUUGAGUUUCCGUAGCGACUUGGGAGACAGUCCUGGCCAUGACUCUGGAUCGUGCAGUCCCUGCAGUGAAGAAUGCCUUUGGUGUGAAGUCUCGUGGAUGAAGACAUCGUCUGCUGAACAGCUUGGAAUUUGGGACUAACGGAUUGAGUGCCGAGCCGUGACGUGACGUGAGGUGUCAGGAUGACGAGCGCGGGCCCAGCCAGGAAGCCGUACCGCAAGGCUCCGCCUCAGCACCGCGAGACGCGCCACAGCCUGCCCGUAUUCCGCGAGGACCUUGGCGUCUCUGCCGGACCACCCAGCGGCUCCCCCGGCAUGGCGCCGCCAUCCCCCGGCACCCAGCACGACCCCUGCCAGGAGUCCUUAUCAGACUCAGACAGGAUCAAGAUCCUCCAGCAGCAGAAUGAGGACCUGCGGAGGCGCCUGACUCAGACCACACAUAAGAUGGAGGCCAUGGAGACGGAGUUCGAGGCCAGCCGACACUACAUGCAGGCAGAGAUGGGACGCACACGAGACGACCUGGACAAGAUGAGAGACAAGUUCCGCAGACUCCAGAACAGCUACACAGCUUCUCAGAGGGCCAACCAGGAGCUGGAGGAGAAGCUGCACGCCUUGCUGCGCAAAGUGGAGCGGGACAAGAAGACGAUGGACCAGGAGAUUGUGGAGCUCACCAACAAGCUCCUGGACGCCAAGAACACUAUCGACAAGUUGGAGGAGCUCAAUGAGCGCUAUCGGCAGGAUUGUAAUUUGGCGGUGCAGCUGUUGAAGUGCAACAAGUCUCAUUUCCGAAAUCACAAGUUUGCCGACUUGCCUUACGAGCUGCAGGAGAUGGUCAACAAGCACAUGAAGAGCUCACAGAGCGGGCAGCCCGGCCUGGCGGCACAGGGCCAGGACCCCGACACCCUCAGCCUGACGCCCGCUGACGUGGUGCCCACCUCCGUCAUCGCCCGCGUCCUGGAAAAGCCUGAGCCGCUGGUGCUCAACUCGGCCCAGUCCAGCAGCGGCGUCGGCCGACCCGUUGCUGAAGAUGUGUUUGUGCACGUGGACAUGACCGGGCCGGGCAGCGAAGGGGCCAGAGGCGGCUACGAGAACGGAGGGCCAGGUCACGGAGGGCGCCCCCCGCAGGCAGCGAGCGGAACGGAACCGCAGCACCUGAACGGGUCAUGCCGACGCCAGGGCAGCCUGGACGGCCCGGGGCCGGAUGACCCGGGAGCAAUGGCGGUUGCGGCGGCGGCAUUCGAGAAGCUGAACCCGUACCCGGCGCCCCUGCACCCGGCCCAUGCCAUCUACCCGGGCCGCAAGGUCAUCGAGUUCUCGUCGGACGACAAGGUGAAGAUCCCGAAGAACAGCCCGCUGCCCAACUGCACGUACGCCACACGGCAGGCCAUCUCCCUCAGCCUGGUGCAGAACGAGGAGGAGGCGGCCAACGAGCGCCAGCGCCAUUCCCCCAGCAGCAGCCCCGCCGUCUCCGAGGGGGGUUGGCGCUCCGGGGCCUCUUCGUCCUCAGGGGGGGGCAGCAGCAGCCACCAGUCCCACCCCCACCAUCACCACCACCACCACCACCGGCAGGCGGCCACCCCCCCGCACACGGAUGCCACCGACCCCCCCUCCAGCCAGUCCAGCCCCUUCAGCAGCCCCCCCCAGCCCCCCAGCGCUUUUGCCAGCUCUGGCAGCUCCGAGGAGGACCUGCUGACCAACUGGCAGCGCAUGUUCGUGGAGAAGAUGGCCCCGUCGUCCGAGAACACGCUUAUCAACCGCACGUCCUUCAGCAGCGAGACCGUCAAGGAGCUCCAGCACGUGCGACACGACCAGUCCCCCAGCCCCUGCGGGCCCAGCAGAGGGGCCUCCCGAGGGGCUUACUCCGACGGGGAGGAGGGCUCCUCCACUCGGAGCUGGACGGCCAGCCGCGAGUCUAGCCUGGACACGGACACGGGCAGCCUGGCAGACCUCCGCACCAGGAGGGGGCAGUACGGCGCUGACUUCUCACAUGAGGAGAGCGAGCAGCUGCUCAUGGGCCUGGACCCGCUGGACGGUGACGACGGCGCCAGCGGUGACACGGCAGUCACCCUGGAGACCAGCCCGACGGCGGGCAAGCGGCAGGAGUCCCUGGAUGACGUGGGCUCGAUGGGGAGCUCGGCAGAGGAGCGGGACAUCCUGCCCCAGGACUUCCCCGUCAUCUCCCCCCGCGUCCUCGCCGGCCUGGAGGACUACUCCGAGCAGCCCCCCUCUCCCCCACCCUCAAACGGGGCUCACGGUCAGCCCCGCCGGCCCCACCGGCCCCCAGAAGAGUCCCAAGAGGAUGGGGUUGCACCACCUGCACCGCAAGGACAGCCUCACCAGGGCACAGGAGCACGGCAACCUCCUGGACUAGUGGCAGUAGGGACCUCUUCUCUCUCUCUCUCUCCCUCUCUCCUCCUCUCUCUCUCUCUCUUCCCCCUCCUCCUCCCUCUCUCUGUCUCUCUCUCUUCCCUCUCUCCUCCUCUCUCUCGCUCUCUCUCUCUUUCUCUCUCCACUGGGCUCUCUGGAUGAUUGGUCAUGAAGGCAGGCAGAGGUAAUGAGGCCAGACUCUCUGCACUGCUGCCUCCUGUCCUGUCUGGCCUUGACUGGUCCUGUUCAGUCAGGACUCAGGGAGAGAGAGAGAGAGAGAGAGAGAGAGAUGACCUGCUGUGCUGUGUAAGAGACCGUCAGACUGUCACUGUCUCUCCUGAUGGAGGGUGCCUGACAUAAACCAUAGGGCCGUUUGCCUUGACAUUCUGGACUCCAGGUCCUCUCUCACAUCAUGGGCACUCUCCUGCUCGCCCCAGCCCUCUCGUGCUGAAGGACGUACGUCUGAGACUCUCACCGGGAAGAACCCCAGGAUAUAGCCAUACUGGAGCACUGGCAGUCAUCAUGGCGGCCAUCAUCAACACACACACGCCGUGGAUUAAGCGUCUGGACAUGAAUGACGUUACGUUGGUCUGGCGGAUGGACUCAAAGCUGUUGGCCUGAGGUCUGUGGACUACUGCCUGCUUAUUUUUCGUCUGGACUCAAACGAACUUCUGGAUACCCCAAACACACCUUGUUUUCGACGCCACGCCUGAGGGCUAGCUCUCGACUAGCAUACGACAGGUGUGUUUGUGGGACAGGCAUGAGGUGAAAAGAUUAGAUGAAAUCUGUCUUGAUUACUCACAGUGCCUAACCCUCUCUCUGUCUGAGGGGGUCUCUCCCACCAACCCCCUUUAAGAAUGGACCUGGGAAGCCGCCGGGCCGGGCCGGGCUCCUCCUCCUCCUCCCUGCUCCUCCUCCUGCUCCUCCUCCUGCUCCUGCUCCGACCCGCUGUGCAUCCGGUCCAGAUCCACGCUGCAGGAACCCCCCUUCCUCCACCAGGUUCUCCUAAUGGAAUACUAGCCCUGCUCUCAUUGGCCACUCCAAUUGUCCGUAUGUGGUUACGCCCCGCCCACCACAGUACCCCCUGUCCUAGUCUCACUGUCCCCCCCCCCCCCCGGCAGCGUCUGCAAAGCUUUUUGCAGGAGUUCUUUUUGAAUCCCCCAUUGAUUAUCUGAUUGGUUUUAGGUUGUUUAAUUAAUUAUAGGAUGUGAUUGACUGACUUGAUUGAUUGAUUGAUUGAUUGAUUGAUUGAUUGAUUGGCUUACGUUUUCUUUUCAAGCCUUGUUAUCUGUUUAAUCAAAACUUUAUGGAGAUCUGAAAGCAGACACUGUCUUCAGAAAGCAGACACAAGAAUGGUCACACUGGGGAAUGUUCUAGAGGUGUGUGUGUUGUGUGUUUUGUUUGUGUGUGUGUGUGUGUGUGUGUGAGAGAGAGAGAAAGAGUGGAGCGUAUUACACCAAGCUAACCUCACAGGUACUCAGAAACACACUUCAGGGGAAGGCAGAGAAGCCAGCGGCCUUAGCGUCCCGACCUGAAACAGUGUUUGCUCCAUCCGUAAAUCCACAGUCGCCAGAGGGGUCUACUUGCCACUGGUCUCUACUGGCCACUGGUCUCCAGAGGGGUCUACUGAUCACUGGUCACUAGAGGGACACCUGGUUCUCACCUGUCUCUCGGGACACCUGGUUCUGCUGGACAGCUGGUUCUACUGGUCCCCUGUGUCCGAUGCUCAGGACAUGAUGUACACCUAACCCUGACUGUAGACCAGUACUGAAACUUGGGGCACUCCUCACCAACUGACCACGGCAGAUAGUCUGUGUGCUUAUUUAGCCCCUGUGUCAGUGUGUUGAAGUGACCACACGACUGGGUUUGCUGUGUUUCCCUCAACCUGGACUGGAUUGCUUUAGGAUCUCUUGACAGCUCCACCGGUGGGGAUUACUCACAAGUGUUUUUUUUUUCUGAAUCAACAGUGUGUGCUAGAACUGACUGAUAGGGGAGGAAAGCAGACAGGGAUGAGGAUGAAAUCAAAAUGUAAAAACUGUGCCACCAAUCAGAAUCACUGUGCUGUUUUUGUUCUGAUGUCUGUGUGACAGACUCAUCCAUCCUCAGCGAAUUGAGGUCUGUUGCGUUAGAUUUCAUGUUAAAAUAAUAAAAAAACAACAACACAAAAACAGAAAACGAAACAUCAGUCCUGUUCAGGAUUAGUUUUGAUGUAAGCCCUUUUUGAUGUACUCAAUCACGGUUGUAGUCAUGGCUACCGUAGUGUUCAUCUUCACUUCAAAGCCCUCUUUCUCUCACUGCUUUCCCAUAAUGCCGUCUGGCAUUAGGGAGACGAUACGUGUCCUUACCUGGAAUGCUUUAAAAAAAAGAAAAAAGAAAAAAAAAUGAUUUUUGGAGUUUUUAAUUUGUAGUUUAAUUUGUUUUUUUUUUGUUGUUAAGUUUUGUGUGUCUAAUCAGUCAGAGCGUGUGUGUGUGUGUGAGACUGAAGGUAUGAUCUCUGAAGGGUGUUUUUAAGGUCUUAUGAUGUAAUGAAAAGAGAUUUUUUUUUUCCCCCUUCAUGUUUUCCAAAUACAUAACUGUGUGGAAAGCUGAUUGGUUUGAAUGCGUUCUGCUUUUAAAGUAGCUGUGAGACUCUUCAGCUCUCUCCUGUUCAUUUGCAUUUUAUUUUAGUGAGUUUUUCAGAUUAUUUUCUGUCUGAUCAAAAGGAAAAAAAGAAGCUAAGAGAAACAGAUGUUCUGUCAUCCUGAAAACACUGUGUCAUGUGUGUGUCAUGCGUGUGUCGUCCAGUAUUCCAUCUACACACAUUAAUACGGUUUAACAGGCUCAUGAGCUGCGUGGCAUUUAACAGGUUCUCCAGGUCCUUCCAUAUAUCCAUACCAGUAUGCAGUAUCCAUCACUGGGUCAGGAAGCAGUGACUCCUUCUGGUUGGGGGUGUGCUCAUGACAAGUCAGCACAGAACAUAUCAGCAGCACACACACACACCACACACACACACACACACACACGCACACACACAGCUAGUUCCCAGACACUUCCACACCUAAAUGGCAUGUAGCCCAGCACUAGGAAUGUUCCGGAAGAAACACGGCCAAUCCUGUUGUAGUUCUGGCUCCACGGCGGAACUGGGUGGCGGUUAUGAAAGGCUCUCUGCGUAACCGCGCCGACACGGGUGUUCUGUUCCGCUCUCUGGCUUCUGUAAAUAAUUCAGUGACAUUUUCUCUGGUUGCGUGACGUUUGGCUCUGAGAUGUUCCAUUACCCGCGCCCCUCUCCUCUCCUCAGAGCUCCCUCCGUCUUUCCGGUUCCUCUAUUGAUCUUUCCGUUCAGACAUAAAUGCAGUUCUAUUAGUCCAUAAUUAAUAGGCAAUAAAUGAUUCAUAUUUUAUUACACUAAAAUAGGACAGUGAGAGAAAAUGGAGGGGGGGCGGCGGGGGGCUGGAGUUGACUGUCGUGGACUUCAAUGUAGAUCCCAUCGUUUCUGAAUAUUUCAUAACCUCAUCAAAUGUGAUGUCGACAAGGUUUCGUGCAAACAGAGGGAUGGAGAGAGAGAAAGAGAGGAGGGAGAGAGAGAAAGGAAAGAAAGGAUGUUCCACUCUGAGAUGUGCUGGGCGUAUAAAUAGACCUUUACAUCUGCUCUCCUGCAACUUUAAUAAGUCCCCCUCGCCAUCAUAAUGGAACACGUCCACAAGUGUCACUCAUGGCCCGUCGUCCAGGGUGAGUGAGUGCCUCAGGUGUGGAUUUAGAAGAGAGACUUCAAGUGUGCGCUGAAAUAAAGAACACGCUCCUUUGAUAAACAGUUCCCAGAGCCUCUGAUGAGUUUCUUUUUAAGAACUUUUGGGUUGACAGCCGUUAGAGCCGCUUUCUACAUCUGGUGCUAAAGGCACUUAGAUUAGACAAGACACAGAGUUGCAGUGAGGAACUAUAAGGGACUCUCAAGGGCACUAACACUAGACAAGCCACGCAGUUGCAGUGAGGAACUAUAGGGACUCUCAAGGGCACUAACACUAGACAAGUCACGCAGUUGCAGUGAGGAGUUGCCGCUUGGCAUCGGAUCGUCCAAUGAGAUCCUGGAAGGUGUUUGUCUCCCACAGCCACACCCCCCAACUCAAUCUGACAUGUCUGCUAAUGACCAUGGUGUCAGGAAUGCCGCCAUUAGACAGAUGAGCUGCAGGGCUCCACACAUGUUCAACAGUCUUAAUUUGGCUUCUCAUCCAUCUGCAUGCCUCCAGUCAUUCAGAAAUCAAUCACGCUUAAUCACCAUCAGUACACCUUCCCACCACCCAAACUCCCUCGACGACCCAGAUUAUAACACAUCUGUUUGACAUCCAGUCAGUUCACUCACUCUACUAGAUUACAGCACGCCAGUUUGACAUCCAGUCAGUUAAACACACUCUACUAGAUAACAACGCAUCUGUUUGACAUCCAGUCAGUUAAACUCACUCUACUAGAUUACAACGCAUCUGUAUGACAUCCAGUCAGUUAUCAUCAAGUCUCAUCCGCUUGUGCGUCGCGCUCAGACCUCAGCUUGGAUCGGUCCGUCUGGGGUGCUGAGUGGGAUCUGCUGUUGGAGGGGACGUUCAGUGAGUGACUUCUUUUGAUUGAGCUUUCUUAGAUGAGGCCCUUAUUCUAGCUAUUUUCUCUGGCCUCGAGGCCACCGUCAGUAUUGGCCUAGCAGUCCGAAUGUCCUCAUCUUCACAGUGUGUUUGAGUCUGUGUCCUUGAGUCAUUUCACCGCCGACGCCACGUUUCCCUCUGUGCUCUUUCCGUGGGCUUCUGGAUCCCUCACUGGCAUUUACCCACAAAUGCCAAUCUUCUCAUCUCAUGCUGUGCCAUCACUGUGGAAUCAGCUGUUUAACUGACCCAGUUGUGGAGUAUCGGUAUACACACACACACACACACACACACACACACCGCUUCUGAGAAUAGCACACCAGUGCUUCUUUCAAAGAAUGGUAGUCUGUGCUUCAUCUUUUUCCCAUCAUGCAUCUGACGCUUAGUCUGUUUUACUGUUGACCUGCAGGCCUCUGUCCUAUUUUGACUCCUGCAGGUUCAGUUUUCAGUCAUGGUCUUAUAGUUGUACCAUGUGUGAUUUAUUUUUUUCUUCUUGUAAAGACACAACAAAAAAAAAACUUUAAAUAUAAAAAUCUGAAAAAAGACUGUUAUACCUUGACUAAUUUUAUUUUCUCAAUUUGUAAACUGAUGUAUAUUUUAAAAAACAAAUAAACUAUUUUAAACUUUAAA